AAUGGUUGAAUGGAUUGUCAUAUGGUGUUGCUUAUGGACGAUCUGCAUAUUGAGUUAUACUCUUUACAUAAAACAAAAAUUAAACAAAAAUAAGAGUAGAGUUGACAAUUUUCAGAAAGACCAAUCAAUUCUGACCUUUGGUUUCUUUCAUCCUUACUGUUCUGCAGGAGGCGGGGGAGAACGAGUAUUGUGGUUGGAAGUAUGCCAUCUUUUGGAAAAUUUUCCUUCUUGUAAGAUUAUUAUCUACACAUCUGAAGAAACAACUGUAGAUGCACUGACAGAGAAAGUUUACAGACAGUUUGGAAUUCGUGUUCUUCCAAAGUUUUCUCUCGUAUUUUUGGAGUCUUCAUUUCUUUUGGAGCCAAAGGAGUAUCCUUGGUUUACGUUGCUUGGUCAGGCAAUUGGAUCUAUGUUUGUAGCUAUAGAAGCCUUAUUACGAUAUACUCCAAAUUGUUUUGUAGACACUACAGGUUUUCCUGCUUCCAUGUCUAUCGCUCGAUUUUGUUUUGGUUGUUACGUUGUUUGUUAUGUGCAUUACCCAACUGUUUCAAAGGACAUGUUGCAAGUUGUUAGACAGAGACAAGUCAAAUACAAUAAUCGCACUUUUAUUGCAAAAUCUUAUCUUGCCACUCAAUGCAAACUAUUUUACUAUCGAGUACUUAUGUUUUUGUAUUUCCUAACUGGCAAAUGUGCCGACGUAGUUAUGGUCAAUUCUUCUUGGACAAAACAGCACAUUUCUGUGAUGUGGAAACCCGAAUAUUUGCAAAUCGUUUAUCCACCUUGUUCGGUCAAAACGUUACUUGACUUUUGUUUAUCAGGUCGAAAGAGACAUUGGAUAGUGUCUCUUUCCCAAUUUCGAGAAGAGAAGAACCAUAUAUUGCAACUAUUUAUUAUUCAGAAACUUGUCCAGCAACAUGAAGAGAAAGAUCUACAAGAUUUUUGUUUGGUAAUGAUGGGAAGUACUCGUAAUGAACAAGAUGUUGAAAGAGUUUCCCAACUUCAAAAGCUAGCUGGUGACUUGAAUAUUGCGUCGUAUGUUCGAUGGGUCAUCAACGCUAGUCAUGAACAAAUUUACAAUUAUUUAUCGAAAGCUGCUAUUGCAUUGCAUACAAUGCGAGAUGAACAUUUUGGUAUCAGCGUAGUAGAAUUUAUGGCGGCGGGAGUGAUUCCUAUUGCUCAUCGUUCAGGUGGCGUAGCAAAGGACAUUAUUACACAUGAACAAAAUGGAUAUUUGGCUAGCAAUCUUGAAGAAUAUGUUGCUAUUCUUGAAAGAUUGUUAUUUCAACUAUCAGAGGAGCAAUUGCAUUCCAUACAAUGCAAUAUGAGAACACGAGUGGCGGAAUUUUCUGAUGAAACAUUUGCCUCAGAAUUCACGAAACAUUUGCUUUUUCCUCGUUGUUCACCGGUUGUGGAAUAUAAAAAGUUGUAGUUUAUAAAAUAUUUGUAGAGUAUGUUAUCGAUAGUUGUAAGGUUGU
Galdieria sulphuraria is the source of this 1475-nucleotide messenger RNA. Its product is annotated as alpha-1,2-mannosyltransferase. Gene Ontology annotation, cellular component: endoplasmic reticulum membrane. The transcript is spliced from 14 exons. Gene Ontology annotation, molecular function: GDP-Man:Man(3)GlcNAc(2)-PP-Dol alpha-1,2-mannosyltransferase activity. Bases 2 to 1429 code for a protein of 475 amino acids. The record is from RefSeq and is a predicted model, not a curated record. Gene Ontology annotation, biological process: protein N-linked glycosylation. Lineage: Eukaryota; Rhodophyta; Bangiophyceae; Galdieriales; Galdieriaceae.